Molecule: messenger RNA, 687 nt
Organism: Acaulospora colombiana
Lineage: Eukaryota; Fungi; Glomeromycota; Glomeromycetes; Diversisporales; Acaulosporaceae
Source: the annotation of a GenBank genome assembly
AUGAUCGAAGUUACUAAGGAAUCUCAGAAUCAUGAAACACCAGUCGUAAUUAAUGAAAUUCAAAACUUUGUUGAGGCCCAUUGGAUACAUCUUCCCAACCAACAAAGAAUUAUCUUCAAUAAAAGCGACAAUAUAACCGAGGUGAUUACUGACCAAAAUCAACAAACAUCCCUUACUGAGUACUUCAUAACGAAUGCUCAAGAUCCAGAUGCAAGUAAUCUGCUCUAUGUUGAUUUUCCUCAACAAUAUACUUGGAAUAAGAUGAUCAAGAGAUGGAAGAAACAUCAACAUGGAAAUUGUAUUGUGAGAAUAUUUAUGGCUCAUCCGGGUGAAGGGGUCAAGAAUUUUGAGAAACUAAAGGUGGUAGAUAAUGUUUUAUGUGCCACUUUCAAGGAAAGUGCUCAACGCAGAGGUUUCCUAGAGAAUGAUGAUAAGCAUCAACAGUACAUGGCUGAAGCUAGGGAAUUUCAGAUGCCUAACCAACUAUGCAAUCUAUUCACAAUGUUAUUAGUCUUUGGAGAUAUUGCAGAUAGGGAUUCUGGAGGGUCAACUCCAAAUUCAAGCAGUCCUUCAAAGCCUGAACAUAUUUCUACAAAGACAUAUGAAGACCAAGAUCUCGCCAAAGCAAACAUAUUAAAUGAAGCUCAACCUAUGGUAUUUGAUGAGAUACUGGGCCUUAUAAACUGA